Molecule: messenger RNA, 1272 nt
Organism: Hyaloscypha bicolor E
Lineage: Eukaryota; Fungi; Ascomycota; Leotiomycetes; Helotiales; Hyaloscyphaceae
Product: acyl-CoA N-acyltransferase
Exons: 1
Coding region: 106-864 (252 amino acids)
Molecular function (GO): acyltransferase activity, transferring groups other than amino-acyl groups
Source: RefSeq, a predicted model, not a curated record
CCCUCCCUCUCCAUCCCCCACAUCCUUUUCGCGUCUCAAGCAUUCCGAUAAACUUCCUAUUGGCAACUUUCCUUUCCCCAAUUACUACUCACUUUCCAUCCCAAAAUGCCUUUAGCCCUCAGCCUCGCAACCCCUGCCGACCUACCCAAUCUCGCCCGAGCCCAAUAUGCAGCCUUCCAUCCCAAUGACACACUUCAUGUGCUGAUCUACCCUUCUCCGGACCGGGUUCCCGAGUCGACCUUCGAAAAGACGGUUGAGCGGCAAACGAACGCUUGGAAGGACAACGUCACGUGGGUGAAGGUCACUGAUGAUGAGACGGGGACUGUGAUUGCUGGCGCUAAGUGGAUCUUCUGGCCUGAAAGCGGAGGUUGGGCUGAGGAAGAGGGGAAGAGGUGGCCGGAAAGCUUUGGUGUUGAUGCAGUGAAGGAGAUGAGGAGGGAAGAAGAGAGAGCCGCGAAUGGCAUGCCUGAUGGAACACCAGGAACGAAAAAUGUGGGCAAAGGUGUCGACGAUUUAGCGUAUGUUGCUUGGAUUAUGGAGGAGUUUAUGGGGAGGAGGAGAAAGAGGAACCAAGGCCCUGCGGCGCUGCUGGAUAUUUGUUAUGUGCACCCUGAUUGGCAGGGGAAAGGGGCGGGGAAGCUGUUGGUACAAUGGGGAACGGAGAAGGCAGAUGAGCUGGGCCUUAGGACGUUUGUGGAGGCGAGUUAUUCUGGGCGGCCAUUGUAUGAGAAAUUUGGGUUUGUGGUUGGGGAGCAUGUUUUGCUUGAGGGUGGAAAUGUCAAAGAGGAAUGGAGGGGAUAUGGGCAGAUUGGGUAUUAUUGGAUGGAAAGGCCGGAGAGGGAGGCUAAGGCUUUGAAGGACUAAGGAGUGAACUGGAUGUACGUGCCCAUGUCGGGAUUGGGAAGUCCUUCUCCAGUCUGCACUAAAUUCUGGGCUCCAGGCUUGUCAACUGGACCCAAAGCUGGAUCCUUUUGUGGUCAUUCAAAGAGAAGGCCUUCGAGGCAAUACCCUUUUGUCAGAAAGGAAAGUCAACUCCGAUUCCUGCUUUCGCGCCUGAGGAUAGACCUGAUGACGGGGCUGCUGUGUUCGAUGGGGAGGUGCUGGAGGUUGGCCGAUCCGUAGCCUGCCAAUUGAUCUGUAUUAAUGGAGCAUCGAAUGUAUGUGUAUGAUGGUAUGGCUGCCGUUGAUAUUGUAGCGGGAAUUGUGAGGUAGGUAAAAUGUCCGCUAGUUCCAGAUUCGCAUGUCACAGCUUGAAAGGCAGUCUUGGUUGCA